Messenger RNA from Raphanus sativus (radish), 736 nucleotides. Its product is annotated as glycine-rich RNA-binding protein GRP1A. The record is from RefSeq and is a predicted model, not a curated record. Bases 64 to 573 code for a protein of 169 amino acids. NCBI's taxonomy places the organism in Eukaryota, Viridiplantae, Streptophyta, Magnoliopsida, Brassicales, Brassicaceae. Gene Ontology annotation, molecular function: RNA binding. The transcript is spliced from 2 exons.
CUACCUACCUUCACCACACCUUCACUCUUCACUGUAAACCUACAUCCCCCUCUCUUUUUAUCAAUGGCGUCCGCUGAUGUUGAGUACCGGUGCUUCGUCGGAGGUCUAGCAUGGGCCACCGAUGACAGAGCUCUCGAGACAGCCUUCUCUCAGUACGGCGACGUUCUCGAUUCCAAGAUCAUUAACGAUCGUGAGACUGGACGAUCAAGGGGGUUCGGAUUCGUCACUUUCAAGGACGAGAAGUCAAUGAGAGAUGCCAUCGAAGCGAUGAACGGGCAGGAUCUCGACGGUCGCAGCAUCACUGUGAACGAGGCUCAGUCUCGUGGUAGCGGUGGCGGCGGAGGAGGCCGUGGAGGUGGCGGUGGUGGAUACCGCAGCGGAGGUGGUGGUGGUGGUUACGGAGGAGGCGGUGGUGGAUACGGUGGUGGAAGACGCGAGGGUGGGUACAGUGGUGGAGGAGGUGGUGGUUACUCCUCGAGAGGAGGUGGUGGUGGAGGCUACGGUGGAGGUGGCAGACGUGAUGGUGGUGAAGGUGGAGGUUACGGAGGAGGAAGCGGUGGUGGUGGUUGGUAAUUAGUUUAGGUUUGUGGUUGUUUAAUGACUGUUCCGUUUCUGGUUCGGGUUUAUGGUUUCUCUCUAUGUGUUGUGAUGUUUGGUCCUUCUGCUGUUUUGGGUGUAACAGUUCGUGAUUAGGUAUCUGAUAUCUGGAAACGCAAUGUUAAAUCACUUUUCAUAA